CUCCAGUCUGCUGCAUGCAGCUCUGUGCUCCACACUCCUGCCUCCUCCUUAUCAGUCUCCCUGCUGUGGAUAUAGCAAGCAUCAGAGUUCCUCUUUAGGAUUUCAGGAUCUCCAGGACAGGUGUUGUCCUCUUCUUUGGACUAUUACAGCAACCGACAGAUGCCAGGGCAGAAGAAGUUGCCAUACCAGUACCCAUCACAAGAAGCAGGAAGAAGACAAAAGAUCAGACAACUAGACAGCAGUGAACAAGAGCUGUAGGGGACCUGUGCUAGAUGUCUGUAACUCACAGCCCUUCCGCAAGUAUUAGCACCAACUUCACCACCGAAGAUGUGGACAAACGCAACCCUUAUGUGGCACAAUGGAACAUUGCUCUUCUCACUAUUGUUUUUGGUCUUGCCACCUUUGGAAACUGUCUGGUCCUGUUCACACUUUUGAGAAGACGCAAGCACAAUGCUCUUAUGCACACCUUCAUGAUUCACCUAUGCUUGGCGGACUUAGUGGUGGCUUUCUUCCAAGUUUUACCUCAACUUAUCUGGGACAUCACUGACCGCUUUCAAGGUCCAGAUUUCCUUUGCAGAUCUGUCAGGUACUUCCAAGUUGUGGGAAUGUUUGCAUCUUCUUAUAUGAUUGUGGCAAUGACUUUUGAUAGGCAUCAAGCAAUAUGUCGACCUAUGAUGACUUUUAAAAAGGGCUCUGCCCGGUGGAACAUCCCUGUCUGUUUGGCAUGGGUCGCCUCUGCCAUCCUCAGUCUUCCACAGAUUUUUAUAUUCUCAAGAACAGAGGUUCAUCCCGGUGUGCAUGAUUGUUGGGCACAUUUUGUGAAGCCAUGGGGUCUUAAGGCUUAUGUGACUUGGAUAACACUGGCGGUCCUCAUCUUGCCUGCACUUUUUAUCACCACAUGCCAAGUGCUGAUCUUCAGAGAGAUCCACAAUAGCUUAUAUUUAGGAACAGAGAGAUCCCCGGGGUCAAGAAGAAAAGAAAAACUGGUGGUUGGAAUGAAUGGAGUACCACAAGUCUCGGACUCAGGAGUGACCAAAGCCAUGUCCAAAACUGUGCGAAUGACUCUUGCCAUUGUACUAAUCUACGUGGUAUGCUGGACACCGUUCUUUAUUGCACAGUUGUGGAAUGUCUGGAAUGAAGAUUCAGGAGCAAGCCACUCUGCCAUUCAGAUCCUGAUGAUACUAGCGAGCCUGAACAGCUGUACAAACCCUUGGAUCUACACCAUCUUCAGUAGCAGCGUCUCUAAAGAUAUACAAGCCAUCUUGUGUUGCGGCGGAUGCAAGAAGAGACGACGCAAGAACUCUUUGCCCGAAGACUCCUGUUUCACUGGGUCCACCUCCUUUCCUAAGGAGUCACUGUAUUAAGUAUAGCUUGGCAAAAAAUGAGAGUGCCAAAUAAGAACAGUCGUAGUCUGAUGGAACAGACCAGGACUUUGUGCCAAUAAAGGAGGACACUGGUGGUAGUGGCCUCUUGUCUACACGACAGUUAAGCCUUGUCGAAUGUAUCAUUAGAGCUUCAUGUUCCUGUGAAAACCUAAUGCACUGCACCUUAUAAGUCGGCAUCUUCAUUGACCUACACUGGUGUUCUUGAAGAUGGUUGAGGUUCCUAGAAUACCUCAUCGAGAUAUUUACAAGUUCUACUAUCUAUUGUUAAUACAUGGACGUCAUGUGUAUAAAAAAAAAAUGUAUAUAUAUAUAUUUUAAGGAACUACUGUAAAAAUGAAGAUGGACCCAGUAUAUAACUCUGUUGUCUAAGCAGAUGCAACUUUGUUAAAGAACAAUAAGUCAGUAGGAACAUUUAGGGACCUAGAGGGUCAAGACUGAAGGAUCGUCCUACAAGAAUCACUAUGAACUUCUUCCGUCACCUCAACAUGAUGUAAAAAAGAAAACACUUGGGCAUACAAUUCUUUACCGAAAAGAAAUGCCAAUAUCAUUGAUUUCUGUGUAUUUAGAGCUGGAUUAUGGCUCUCUGCGAUACUGUGAAAAUGAAGUGCAUUUGGUGAGAGGGAUUGUCGUAUAUUUUUUUUUUUUUUAUCAAAAAUUGUCUACACAAUGUCUCUGCUAAGUAUGGUAAAUAUGUGUAGUAUACAGCCAGUGCUCGACAUGUACAGAAUAAAUACAUUUUAAAGAGAUUCUGUGAUCACUGCUUGUUGCCAGAGAGGCCUAUACCAAAAGCUGAAUAUCUCUGGCUUCCAGAAAGCUAUGCUCACCACUCUGGUUAAAGUAGGUUGUCUUAAAGGGGUACUCCACUGCUCAGUGUUUGGAACUAACUGUUUCGAACGCUGGAGCCGGCGCCGUGAGCU
Hyla sarda is the source of this 2302-nucleotide messenger RNA. RefSeq names its product arginine vasopressin receptor 2 (gene AVPR2). Lineage: Eukaryota; Metazoa; Chordata; Amphibia; Anura; Hylidae. The coding region runs from base 273 to 1364 and encodes 363 amino acids. The record is from RefSeq and is a predicted model, not a curated record. Gene Ontology annotation, biological process: positive regulation of vasoconstriction; regulation of systemic arterial blood pressure by vasopressin; G protein-coupled receptor signaling pathway. Gene Ontology annotation, cellular component: membrane. The transcript has 4 exons. Gene Ontology annotation, molecular function: peptide binding; vasopressin receptor activity.